CUGGAACUGGUUUGUAGCAGAUCAGCUCAUGAACAAUGCAGUCACUGAGUUACAUUGCUUCCUCCUUCAUGGCAGUCUUACAAGAAGCUUACAGAAAGGUACCAUCCAAAACAGCAUGAUUGCACCCUAGACACACUAUUCUGCCGCCAGGAUUUUGGAUGGAUUUUUCAUCUCCUUUUUAUGAACACUAAGGCGCAGAAAAUGACGACAGUUCUUGGUUGCUUCUCAGUGGCAGCAGAGGCCUAAUUCAGGCUUUGCAUACCUAUAAAUUGAUGAUCAUGGGGGAUAUGAAAACCCCAGACUUUGAUGACCUGCUUGCUGCUUUUGACAUCCCAGAUAUGCAGGUUGAUCCCAAAGCAGCAAUUGAAUCCGCACACGAUGACAAUGAAGGGCAGCUGAAGCAAACUAUACCUGUGGACGAUGAUGCUCAGGUUCCCUCUGCGCCGGAUGGAGUAGUAAGUGUUAUUGUAAAAAACAUUCGAACUUUGGACUCGUGCGAGUCUGCAGCCACAACUGCAGAGACCCCAGCUCUUGAUAAAGAAAAUCACCAUUCUUUGGGAAAUGGCUUGCAUAAUGGCUUCCUCAGUGUGUCAGCUUUGGAUGGAUAUUCUAAAGAUUCAAACAGCAAUAAGUCAGGCAGGAGUGAAAGUGCGUCUGUGGCCGAAGCCAAAUUGGAUCUGUCCAGAGCCGAAGACAUUGAAGGCUCCGAAUCUGGACUCAAAGACUCUGCCUUCAGCCAGUUCAGCCCCAUAUCUAGCGCAGAAGAGUUUGAGGAUGACGAUAAAAUAGAGGUUGAUGAUCCUCCACUUGUCAAAGAGGAAAGCCAGCCAGUUUUUCAAGCUAGUGUACUCCCGAGCCCACCUGCAGAGCGAGAUUGUGAGAAGGCAAGGAAGCCAGGAGGGGAAAAUGUGGUCAAACCUGAAGUGUCUGCCGCAGAUGCUGAACAAAAGAGUAAAAUAAUGAAAAGCAGCAGAGAGUGCGAAAGCUCCACUCUUAACUCGGGAACUCUUGAGACAUUUAAAACCCGAAAUGUAGUAGAGAAGUCCUCUGAUGAGAAUGCUGAGAAGAGCUAUAAGAAUUCCUCAGAAAAGCAGCUUGAGAAUAGAGCCCUUGAGGGCAAAAGUGGCGAGAAAGCUGGUGUGACUGGUGCUUGUUCUUCAAAUCUUAGGGCCAAAUCGUCUUCCAAGCUUUCUUCGUGCAUUGCAGCAAUUGCUGCUCUGAAUGCUAAGAAGGCGGCAGCAGACACCGUCAAGGAAACACAGCCAGUCUCCGGGGGCCCUUCUCCAGUUUUGAAAGAAUCUAAAGAAAGCCCGAGAGUCACGGAAAAAUCUCCUGAGGGCCCUCCAAGCCCGAUGGAAGUGGUGAAGAAAGCCGUCGUCAAGCAGCAGCCUGAUAGCCCUCGGAGCGUGUCCAGUGAAAACAGCAUGAAAGGGUCCCCUUCUUCUCCAGCCAGCUCACCGCCUGCCAUCCCCAAGGUCCGCAUCAAGACCAUUAAGACAUCAUCUGGUGAAAUCACCAGAAUGGUGACCAGAAUCAUGCCCGAAGUUGAGCAAGAGCUUGGUAGGAGAGGGUCAGAUCAGGGAAGCUCCAUGCUUGUCUCAUCUCUUUUGUCAUCUCCUCCCAGCGAAUCUCCCGUGUCUUCGCCGCCUGCAUCGCUGAUCCAGUCGGCACUUGUUACAGCUUCUGGCGCGGUGUCACCCCUUGACGUUGCACAGAAACCAGUUACAAUUAAACCCGUUGGCACCGCUUUUCUUCCCGUGUCUGCUGUAAAGACCGCAGGAUCACAGGUGAUUAACCUGAAGUUUGCAAACAACACUACAGUCAAGGCCACUGUCAUCUCAGCUGCCUCAGUUCAGAGUGCCAGCAGUGCCAUCCUCAAGGCUGCCAGCGCCAUGCAGCAGCAAACAGUGGUAGUGCCAGCAUCCAGCCUUGUAAAUGCCAAACUCGUACCAAAGACUGUCCACCUCGCUAACCUGAAUCUUCUGCCCCAGUCUGCCCAGACAACGUCUGAACUCCGUCAAGUGCUUUCCAAAACACAACAGCCCUUAAAGCAGACACUGAUCACCACCUCUUCUGCCCAUCCUCCAAAAAAGCUAUCAAGGGUUCACGUAGUGGCCAAUUCCCAGAAUAUGGUGGUUGAGACAUUUAACAAAGUGCUGAGCAGUGUAAACCCAGUUCCUAUCUACACGCCUAAUCUUACUCCGCCUACUAAUGCUAAUAUCACUAUACCACUUCGUGGUUAUAAGUGCUUGGAGUGUGGUGACUCGUUUGCUUUGGAGAAGAGUCUGGCACAGCACUAUGACCGGAGGAGUGUGCGGAUUGAAGUGACCUGUAACCACUGUGCAAAGAACUUGAUUUUCUUCAACAAGUGCAGUCUUCUUUCUCACGCUCGUGGGCACAAGGACAAGGGUGUGGUAAUGCAGUGCUCCCAUCUAAUCAUGAAACCUAUUCCUGCGGAUCAGAUGAUUAUUCCCAAUUCCAGUUCAAGUGUCUCCUCUACCACUGUAUCCACACCGCUCUUGACAACAGCCAGCAGCAUUGCAAGUUCCAUUCCAAAAACUGUUGCAAGUAUUACCAGUGCUGUGAUUUCUGCCCCCGCCAGCUCUCCCAUUCUCCCAGCUAUGCCCCUUGAUGAAGAUCCAUCAAAGCUUUCCCGAUACGGCAUGAAGUGUUUGGAGUGUAGUGAGACUUUCCAGGACGAGAUUUUGCUUGCCACACACUUCCAGAGUGCUGCAAAAACAGGGGGACAGACAUGUCAGAUCUGCCAGAUGUUACUUCCCAACAAGUGCAGCUUCUCAUCGCACUUACGAAUACAUCAACACAAAUCUCCGUACACAUGCCCAGAAUGUGGAGCGAUUUGCAGGUCCUCGCACUUUCAGACUCAUGUCACCAGGAACUGCCUGCACUACACUCGCAAAGUGGGAUACCGCUGUAUACACUGUGGUGUCGUCUAUGCUGACCUAGCUGCACUCAAGUCUCACAUCCAGGGUGCUCACUGCGAGAUCUUCUAUAAGUGCCCUAUCUGCCCGAUGGCUUUCAAGUCGGCACCGAGUACCCAUUCACAUGCCUAUACACAGCACCCCGGUGUCAAAAUAGGUGAAGCUAAGAUAAUCUACAAAUGUUCCAUGUGUGACACCGUGUUUACGCAACAAACCUUGUUAUGCAGCCAUUUUGAUCAACAUGUUGCUAAGCAGAAAGUUUCUGUAUUUAAGUGCCCAGAUUGUGCAUUGCUGUAUGCACAGAAACAGCUCAUGGUGGAACACAUUAAGUCCAUGCAUGGAACUCUUAAGAGUAUUGAGGGUCCCCCAAACCUGGGACCUCAGGAACCAGUGGUCACAAAGCCUUUAACUUCAUCAGCCGGGCAGAAAAAAGCUGACGGGAAAGCCAUUAAUGGCACUGACCGACUUGGGAAGAAAACUUCAAUCGUCGUGAGGAAAACUGGGAGCCGGUCAAAAUCAAAUAACCCGGGAUGGAUGUGUCAAGACUGUGAAGAAUGGUUUCCUGAACGAGAGGACUACAUUUCUCACAUGAAGAAAGACCAUGGAAAGGUAAGAGCCAACUUUACAAUUAUACCCUUAAGUAAUUAUAAGUUCAGGAAAAUCUUGAGGCAGUUUUUGAUUGAAACAGAAUUGAAACAAAGUAAGUUUGCCAAACAGCAAGUGCACAUUUAUCAAAAUAUUAUAAUUUGUAUUAACAGAUGCUACUGCAUAUCGCAUUCUCAAUGGAAUUGCCCAGAUUCGAAACGUAUAUUCACUAAACGGUUCAUGCUUGAGAAGCACAUUCGACUCAUGCAUGGCAUCAAAAACCCUGAUGUGUCUCAGAUGACAGAGUCAGCAGCCAUUGAAGAAUCUCCAAAGAAAGAAGAUAACAAGAUUGCAAUACCACCGAAGAGGAAGACAGAAGACACAGUGGUGGAGAUUCGGCCUCCGCCUAGAGGAGCCAUCACACAGCCAUUAAAGAAACUGAAAAUCAAUGUCAUCAAACUGAAUAAAUGUGCCGUGUGUGGCUUCACCACAGAGAACAUGACUCAGUUCCAAGAACAUCUCCCCCAACACAAAUCUGACGGCUCAACCUUCCAGUGUAGGGAGUGUGGCCUCUGCUAUACCUCUCUCCAGUCCCUAACCAGACACUUGUUCAUUGUUCACAAGAUGAAGAACGCACAGCAAGUUGCCAGGCAAAAUGGAGCCCGGGAGGAGAACCCAGCAGACUGUAAACUGAGCUUGGGCGAGAGUCAGGCCGAAAUGACGGUGACGGACAAAAAGUGCAAAGUUUGCUCCAAAACUUUUGAAACUGAAGCUGCCUUGAACACACAUAUGCGAACCCAUGGCAUGGCCUUUAUAAAGUCCAAGCGCCUGUGUACGUCAGAGAAAUGAGGAGCAUUCAUUCACAACAUAAUGUCAAACAGUCGAGAUAACUCCAUGCAAAAGAGACUGCUUCAGCCGAGGCAAACACUGCCCUUUUGCAGUUUUUCACUUUUCAAUGGAAUGUCAUGUGAAUCCCUCAAACACCUCACCCUUAUAGACUGUUAUGUGUCAUGGCCAGCAUCACUUUAUCACUUUUCAGCUGUAGUUUCAUUAAAAGUAAAACUGAA
Messenger RNA from Hypanus sabinus (Atlantic stingray), 4591 nucleotides. RefSeq names its product zinc finger protein 532 (gene znf532). The record is from RefSeq and is a predicted model, not a curated record. Bases 273 to 4373 code for a protein of 1366 amino acids. The transcript has 10 exons. NCBI's taxonomy places the organism in Eukaryota, Metazoa, Chordata, Chondrichthyes, Myliobatiformes, Dasyatidae.